AUGGAUAGUCCGGAAUUUUGGUCCAUUUGGUGUCAGUUCCUGUUUGGGCUACGAGGCAAUGCUUUGACUGGAACCCUGUCCCCUGACAUGUGUCAAUUGACUGGCUUGUGGUAUUUUGAUGUGAGAGGCAAUAACUUAGCUGGCACAAUUCCAGACAGUAUUGGUAACUGUACAAGCUUUGAGAUACUGGAUAUAUCUUAUAACCAGAUAACUGGUGUGAUACCAUACAAUAUUGGCUUCCUGCAAGUGGCAACACUGUCACUUCAAGGAAAUAAGCUAACUGGGAAAAUUCCAGAGGUGCUUGGCUUGAUGCAGGCUCUAGCUGUUCUGGACUUAAGUGACAAUGAGCUCAUUGGACCAAUCCCACCCAUACUUGGCAAUUUGUCGUAUACUGGAAAACUAUAUCUCCAUGGCAACAGUCUAACUGGACCAAUCCCGCCAGAGCUAGGCAAUAUGUCAAAGCUUAGUUACUUGCAAUUGCAUGAUAAUCAUCUUGUUGGGACCAUUCCUGCUGAGCUUGGGAAGCUUGAGCAAUUGUUUGAAUUGAAUCUUGCAAAUAAUAACCUUGAAGGACCCAUUCCACAUAAUAUCAGUUCCUGUACAGCACUGAAUCAAUUCAAUGUGCAUGGUAAUCACUUAAGUGGGUCCAUCCCAUCUAGCUUCCGCAAUCUGGAGAGUUUGACUUACCUAAACCUGUCAAAGAACAAUUUCAAAGGUUGGAUACCAACUGAGCUGGGACGAAUCAUUAAUCUUGAUACAUUGGAUCUUUCUGACAAUGAUUUCUCUGGACCUGUUCCUGCUUCUAUUGGCGAGCUGGAGCACCUUCUUACCCUAAACUUGAGCCGGAAUCAUUUUAAUGGGUCAUUGCCUGCUGAAUUUGGCACUCUUAAAAGCAUACAGAUAAUUGAUGUGUCUUUCAACAAUCUCUCUGGUAGCAUCCCUGCAGAACUGGGCCAGCUCCAAAAUAUCUUUUCUCUGAUAUUGAACAACAACAACUUGCAUGGCGAAAUUCCGGUCCAGCUUACCAAUUCUUUCAGUCUAUCCAACCUGAAUGUGUCUUACAACAACUUAUCUGGGAUUAUACCUCCAAUCAGAAACUUCUCAAAAUUUUCUCCUGACAGCUUCAUUGGAAAUCCACUGUUAUGUGGCAACUGGUUUGGAUCAAUAUGUGGUCCUUCGAUACGGAAGUCUAGGGUUAUUUUCUCCCGAGCUGCUGUUGCUUGUAUGAUUUUGGGCUUCAUUACAUUGUUAGCAAUGGUUGCAGUUGCUGUAUACAAAUCUAACCAGCAGAAACAACAGUUUAACAAGGCUUCCAAAAAGUCUGUGCUGGCUCCACCCAAGCUUGUGAUUCUUCACAUGGAUAUGGCUAUUCACACCUUUGAUGACGUAAUGAGAACCACUGAGAAUUUGAGUGAGAAGUAUAUUAUAGGAUAUGGUGCAUCUAGCACGGUUUAUAGAUGUGCGUUGAAGAAUUCCCGACCAGUUGCAAUUAAGCGACUUUACAAUCGGUAUCCUCACAACUUGAGAGAGUUUGAGACUGAACUUGAAACCAUUGGCAGCAUCAGACAUAGAAAUAUUGUCAGCCUGCAUGGUUAUGCAUUGUCACAGUGGGGAAAUCUCCUCUUCUAUGAUUACAUGGAAAAUGGUUCUCUUUGGGAUCUUCUGCAUGGAUCCUCAACAAAAGUAAAACUUGAUUGGGAAACUCGCCUGAAGAUUGCAGUUGGAGCUGCUCAAGGACUUGCUUAUCUUCAUCAUGAUUGCAACCCCCGAAUUAUUCACAGGGAUGUUAAGUCCUCAAAUAUCCUGUUGGAUGAGAAUUUUGAUCCACAUCUCUCAGAUUUUGGUAUUGCUAAAUGUAUACCAACUGCGAUGGCUCAUGCUUCAACAUAUGUUUUGGGAACUAUUGGCUACAUAGACCCAGAGUAUGCCCGCACCUCUCGGCUUAAUGAAAAGUCAGAUGUUUAUAGCUUUGGCAUUGUGCUUCUUGAGAUUCUGACAGGGAAGAAGGCUGUGGAUAACGAAUGUAACUUGCAUCAGCUGAUACUGUCCAAGGCCGAUGACAAUACAGUAAUGGAGGCUGUUGACCCAGAGGUUUCAGUUACUUGCAUGGAUAUGAACAAUGUUAGAAAGACCUUCCAACUUGCUCUACUGUGCACUAAGCACAACUCUUUGGACAGACCAACAAUGCAGGAGGUUGCAAGGAUUUUGGUCUCCCUUCUUCCAGCUUCUCCCACCAAGUCCACUUUGGCUCCAAAAUCGACAGACUAUGCCAAAUUUGUGAUUGACAAAGGACAUCUGCGGCGACAACUUCAGCAGCAGCAAGUUCAGCAGAACAAUUCAUCCGAUGCUCAGUGGUUUGUUCGGUUUGGAGAAUUUAUAUCUAAGAACUCCCAUUAA
Messenger RNA from Pistacia vera, 2397 nucleotides. Its product is annotated as LRR receptor-like serine/threonine-protein kinase ERL1. Gene Ontology annotation, molecular function: ATP binding; protein binding; protein kinase activity. The transcript is spliced from 21 exons. The record is from RefSeq and is a predicted model, not a curated record. Lineage: Eukaryota; Viridiplantae; Streptophyta; Magnoliopsida; Sapindales; Anacardiaceae. The coding region runs from base 1 to 2397 and encodes 798 amino acids. Gene Ontology annotation, biological process: protein phosphorylation.